GCGGGCUAGCGGGACGGGGCGAGGGGCGCGGAGGUGGCCGAGCCCAGGCGGGCCCGGAGCCGGAGCCGCGAUCGCGCCCCAAGAUGGAGGCCCCCGGGCCGGUCCCGCCGCCCCGCCGCUUCACCUGGGAGGAGAUCGCGCAGCGCUCGGCCCGCGGGCCGCCGCCCCAGGAGCGGUGGCUGGUGAUCGACAGGAAGGUGUACGACAUCAGCCGCUUCCACCGGCGGCACCCCGGCGGCUCGCGGGUCAUCAGCCACUACGCCGGGCAGGACGCCACGGAUCCUUUCAUAGCAUUUCAUCCUGACAAGGCACUGGUGAGAAAGUACAUGAGCCCCCUCUUGAUUGGGGAGUUGGCACCAGAUCAACCCAGCUUUGAGCCCAGCAAGAAUAAAAAGCUGGUAGAAGAUUUCCGUGAACUCCGUGCAACUGUUGAGAAGAUGGGACUUCUCAAACCCAACCGCACCUUUUUCAUGCUGCAUCUCUGUCACAUCUUGUUGUUGGAUGUUGCAGCUUGGCUCACCAUCUGGUAUUUUGGAUCAUCCACAGUGCCUUUCCUCAUCUCUGCAGUGCUUCUAGGCACUGUCCAGGCCCAGGCUGGCUGGCUCCAGCAUGAUUUUGGACAUCUUUCCGUCUUCAGCGAAUCCAGAUGGAACCACUUGGUGCAUAAAUUUGUGAUUGGCCAUCUGAAGGGAGCACCAGCCAGCUGGUGGAAUCACCUCCACUUCCAGCACCAUGCUAAACCCAACUGCUUCCGAAAGGACCCUGAUGUUAACAUGCACCCCUUAUUUUUUGCUUUGGGAAAAACACUCUCUGUAGAGCUUGGUGUCCAAAAGAAGAAAUUCAUGCCUUAUAACCACCAGCACAAGUACUUCUUCAUCAUUGGUCCCCCGGCUCUGGUGCCUCUUUACUUCCAGUGGUACAUAUUCUACUUUGUGGUACAGAGGAAACAGUGGGUGGACCUGGCCUGGAUGCUGACCUUCUAUGUCCGAUUCUUUCUGACCUACCUGCCCUUGCUGGGUGUGAAGGGUAUCCUGGGGCUUCAUCUGUUAGUCAGGUUCAUAGAGAGUAACUGGUUUGUCUGGAUCACACAAAUGAAUCACAUCCCAAUGCAUAUUGAUUAUGAUAAGAACGUAGACUGGUUCUCUACCCAGCUCCAGGCAACCUGUAAUGUUCAUCAGUCCUUAUUCAACGACUGGUUUAGUGGACAUCUGAAUUUCCAAAUUGAGCACCACCUUUUUCCUACAAUGCCUCGACACAAUUACUGGAAGGUGGCCCCUUUGGUGAAGUCCCUGUGUGCCAAACAUGGCAUUGAGUACCACUGCAAGCCACUGCUCACCGCCUUUGCAGAUAUAGUGCACUCUUUGAAAGAUUCAGGGGAGCUCUGGCUAGAUGCCUAUCUACAUAAAUAAGAAGCAGAGGAUCCUUACAGAGGAAUUCCCCACCCUUGGUGCCUCCUGUGGUGAUCACCUGGAUGAUACUGCACAAAGGAGAGAGAGCUGGCUAAGCCAGAGGUGGGGAGGUGACACAGCUUAAUUCUAGUGAUGAAUGUGAUUUAAUGGACUUUUUUAAAAGGUGUGUUCUUAAUUCUUCUUGUGCUUUUUUGAUUUCUCUUCUCUGGGGUUGAGUUACAAGGAAAAGUAGAACGGAGGAGCUUAUCUUCCAUCAAGCCGGAGAGGCUUCUUUGGGACUGGGAACCUAUUGCCUUCUAUCUGCUAAUACUGCAUUUACUGAGUAUAUAGGAGGGAAGUCUCUUAAGUAACAGUGAGGUGGCUUUCAUUAUGAAUGUAGUAAGAAAGUUGAGACAGCAUGCGAUGGGAGUUACUGAAAUGUGGAGGCAAAAAGGAAAAAUUGUGUAGGUGCUACACUUUCAAAAACCCACGUGCAAUUAGCAAUGGCAAUGGAAGUACCCAAACCAAGGGGACAGUACAGAGCGUAUGAGAGCUCAUGCCAAUAUGUAUGUGUACGGGUGAGGAGGAAAAAAAGGUGCAGGCAGCAGUUCUGUAGGAAUAAGCAUGAAGAAAUUAGAGACCUAACUGAGGCAGAGAAACAGGAAAGAACAGGUUAUUCCCCAGGCCUGUAAAUGUGAGAGCUGGGCAUGCCCUUGUCUGUGGGAAUGCUCCCCUGCACAUCUCUUCUGUGCUGAAGGCCUCUGAGUUAUUUGCCCAUGUGUAAUUUCCCAUGGAGUCUCUGCAAGUGUCCUUCACAGUGCCAUACUUUCGUGUUACUGAACCAAUUACUAAAAGUGAGAAGAGACAACAGAAAUAUGGAACGUCCAUGCUCACAACUCAACCCAUGUAGGGAUCCCUAAGGAAGCAAAAGGAUAAUCAGUCUGUGGGCCACCUGAAGCUUCACUUAUAUUUGAAACUCUGGUCAAAUGGAUGACUUGUUAAGUAGAGAGAACUCGGAACUUCUGGCCCAGGGAGUAUGAGGUGUUUCUGUCUUACCUGCAGACAAAUUUAAUUGAGUUGUAAAAAUGUUAGUGUUUAGGAUACUGUUUAAAUUAUUUUUAACUUUUCAACCAGCAAAAGUCAGCAGGCUGCAUACCCUUAGGCACACAUCAGCCAAAAUAUUACUGAACUUUCUCUGUUGGAUGAUGCGCAUUCAAAAUACACCUCACAAAGACAUGCACUAUGUGAUCUGUUGUAACUAGCCUUAGUGCCUUCCCUGGUGUCUUUUCCUUUACUACACCAAAUGGGAUAUAGCUCUUAGCAUACCAGUAAUGAAGAUGUCUUCAUUACCUUUUUGUCUUUAAGCUUUUAGCUUUUUUCUGUGUUCUGGGACCAAUCCUUUUUUUUCCUAUUGUCUCUCAUGUAGAUAAACAAGGUAGUUUUCCACCUGUUUGGUGUUCUCUUCUUUGCCAAUCUACUAACUGUUAAUACAGUGUGCCUGACAGCUUUCCAUGACCUGUUACCUCAGUAACAGUGGGUUAGUGCCCAAAAGGGGUUGAUUCUGAGGAAGGUAAUGGUGCCUUCCCUGGUCAGUGUCAAAAAGGAAUAUGACUUGUGAGGGAAUAGAAGAAAUGCAUCUCUUCAGGCCAAGGUUAUUGUUAAAUGCAGAAUAAAAUUGUAAUGGAAAAAUAAAAAUAUCAUUAAAUCAUUGAUAAAGGUUGAUUAAAAAACUAUAAAAAAAAAAAAAGGGCCAACAAAGGCCCAACUGAGGCCCCACAACUCUUUUACCUUGUUUUUCCUUGUGUGUUUUUCUCCCUCUUCUUAUUAGAACUAUUGAUGGAGGAAAUAAUAAAAUUCCUUAUCUUACUAAUUACUUCUGCCAUCACCGUAAAAUAUGUUUGUGCAAGAUUCAUCACUCUUUAAAAUGUAGAAUAAAUGUCCACAGCUGCAGAAAGAGAACUGUCAUAAAACUCAGCGUUUGUAUUUCAGAGGAAGGGAACACUUAAUUAGCUUCGUCCUUUGUAACUUGUGUGAAGUAUGCAGUACAAAUAAUAAACCAAAAUGAAUCUUAU
Molecule: messenger RNA, 3460 nt
Organism: Cygnus olor (mute swan)
Lineage: Eukaryota; Metazoa; Chordata; Aves; Anseriformes; Anatidae
Gene: FADS1
Product: fatty acid desaturase 1
Exons: 12
Coding region: 84-1409 (441 amino acids)
Biological process (GO): lipid metabolic process
Cellular component (GO): membrane
Molecular function (GO): oxidoreductase activity, acting on paired donors, with oxidation of a pair of donors resulting in the reduction of molecular oxygen to two molecules of water
Source: RefSeq, a predicted model, not a curated record